Entrophospora sp. SA101 is the source of this 474-nucleotide messenger RNA. Lineage: Eukaryota; Fungi; Glomeromycota; Glomeromycetes; Entrophosporales; Entrophosporaceae. The record is from the annotation of a GenBank genome assembly.
AUGAUCCAUAUACCACGUAUUUAUAGAUUAAUCAAUAAAAAUAGACCAUUAAGAUUGGAACAACAAAAUCAACAUCAAUCACCAAUAAUAACUUUUGAAGAAAGAUUUUCAAAAAGAAUAUUGAAUGAUUAUGAAUUGACACAAUUAAAUAACGAAUUAUCAUCAUUACCAUUUGAUUUUUUUAACGGUAACAAAGAAUUGUUUUAUAACCAUGUUUCUAAAUUUUUGGCUGUUAGAUGGGCAUUAAAAGAAGCAACUUAUAAAGCAAUUUACCCAAUGUACAAAUUAACAUGGAAAGAAAUUACUAUCAAGAAAAUUGAAGGUGCUAAACCAAGUGUUUACUUAAAUGUCAAUAACAACAACAACAACAAUAAUAACAAUGACAUUAUUGAUUUUAUUAAGACAAUAAAGAUUCAUUGUUCAGUUUCUCAUGAAAAAAAUAUUGUUAUUUCUCAAGUAAUUAUUGAAAAGUGA